Brugia pahangi is the source of this 672-nucleotide messenger RNA. Lineage: Eukaryota; Metazoa; Nematoda; Chromadorea; Rhabditida; Onchocercidae. The record is from the annotation of a GenBank genome assembly.
AUGGUUGCAUUACUAUCAAUUUUUGCCGUAUGGUUGACAUUCUUCUCCAUUUGCUUCACAUUUUUACCAAUGCUUCAAGUAUUAAAUUGGAGAAAACGUGGUACUGCUGAUGGCUUCUCAUCUAUUAAUCUUGUUUUACCUGUCCUAAUGAUGGGUUGUUGGUUACGACAUGGAUAUAUGACGAAUGAUUUUACAAAUAUUUUCAUUAAUACAAUAAAUUUGAUUGUCUUUGUCGGUUAUAUCAUUGCAUUUGCAUUUUAUCAGCCUUGCCGUCGCUAUUUGUGCUUACAACUUUUUGCGCUCUUUUUCACCCUUUUUUGCAUCUUUUCUUAUGUCAAUUGGCAACCUAAUGAUGUAGCAGCUGAUGUGAUGGGUAGUAUUGCCGCUGCUAUGCAAAUUAUCAGUUUGGGUGGGCAAAUCUAUGAAAUCAAACGUGCAAUAUCAUUUGGUCAUACGGAAUUUAUUCCGGCUGAAAUGCAAUUUGGAAUCUUUUUAUUGGCAAUACAAUGGACUAUUUUUGGUAUUUUGAUUGAUAAUUACUACAUUGCUGUUGCUAAUUUUGCUGGACUUCUUGUAAAUAUUGCAACAAUAUCAUUGUAUUUCUUCUAUCCACCGCUUACUUGGAAAGUUCCAAUUAUUGGUACCGGACCACAGCAGAAGAAAACGGAAUAG